Acanthopagrus latus (yellowfin seabream) is the source of this 1922-nucleotide messenger RNA. RefSeq names its product epithelial stromal interaction 1 (gene epsti1). The record is from RefSeq and is a predicted model, not a curated record. The transcript has 10 exons. The coding region runs from base 277 to 1332 and encodes 351 amino acids. NCBI's taxonomy places the organism in Eukaryota, Metazoa, Chordata, Actinopteri, Spariformes, Sparidae. Gene Ontology annotation, molecular function: ubiquitin binding.
GCCCUCUUGUGUCCUUCAGUGUCCUCUGUGUUCCCUGUUUUUUUGUGGGUGGGGGCUUUAUUUUGACUCUUCUGUGCUAUAACUAUGACGAUGUUCGCGGUGACACAAUUAGCCCAGCAGGUGGCGCUAUUUUAUUACAGUGGCCAUAGCGGACACAUGAUUCAUGUGUACUCGUAAUUAUCCGUGUAUGAAAAACACACUACACUAAGAAUAGAAGCACAACAUGACCGGAUAGCCCAGCUUGUUGUGGAGAUCUCCCGGAGGCUGUCGGUGAUAAUGGAUCCGUACGACAACCAGAGAGACCAGCUGAACCCCAGGAGAGCCCCUGCUCACCUCACGGAGAGGGCUGCAGGUGAAGCUGACACCGACCCUACAGCUGAGAAUGCCCCCGGUCAUGCACCUGACGGCCGGGAUCCACGAGCGACGGACAGGCAGCCUCGGUACUCAGAUGGAUUCACCAUGAUAGCGCCAAACGAAUCUCGUCGAAGCAAGAUGCAAAUGGUGUCUCAGAAAGAACUGGAGGACCUUCAAAGAUGGAAAGAGGCAAACAGAGCCCCCCCUGUGCACCUGAAUCCAGAGAGGCUAGGUGGUUCUGUAACACUUGAUGAAGCCAGACAGAAGCAGUUUAGGGACUUACGUUGCUCCAAACUGCAGAAGAAGCUGAAAAAAGAAGAGCAGGACAGAAGGAAGAGACAAGAGGAGGAGGAAGAGUUACAGAAGAUGAAAAAUGAGAAGAGGGAGAUGGCUGAGCGCCUGGAGGAGAAGCGACGACAGGAGGAGCAGAGGAGGAGGGAGAAGCUCCAGCAGGAUCACCUCAGGAAUACUGAGCGUUUUUUGCAUAGGUUUGAGACGAGAGCCCCAGGUCCAGUGACAUCCAGCGGUGCCGCACACACGUCAUCUAGGAGUGAGGCCAUGGUGAGUAAACAGAGAGAGGAGGCAAAAAGUGUGAAAGAUGUCCAGCUGGAACACAAGAGGGUGAACUCGGCCUUUCUGGACAAACUGGAGGGUCGAGACGUAGGGAGUGAGAAAGAGCCAAAGUCGGAAGUCAUGCAGGAGGUGGAGUAUCCCUGUUCUACCUCUGACUUUAGGUACCAACCACCCAACACCUCUGGACAACAACACCCCCUCAAUUACACAUUGGACACAAAUCCAGAUCAGAGCUGCUCUGGAUGGAAAGAGGAAGCUGACACUGAUCCUGACUAUGACUGGUCCUUGAUGAAACUGAUGAACAGCUUUCCAAACUGCUCCAGAGAGUUCCUGGAGGACAUCCUCGACCAGUGCAACAAUGAUUACGAGCAGGCCUUUUCACUACUCAUCAACACGCUCAGUUGACUUUUAUGUGUCUUUAAUGGCAGGAUUGUCUUUUCCCUUAAUAUUAUGUUUGACAUUUAUGCAUUUGAGCAACAUAAAAAUGUUUAUUAAUAAUAGCUAGAAGGAAGUUUCCUACUUUGGUGGUGGAUGAAUGUAAAUAACUAUGCUGACAGCAUUAAAGAUGUACCUACAGUGCAGCAUGUGCUUGUAAUCUGUUUUUGAUUAUCCCAUUAAUCAUGGAGUGUUUGGUGUCUUGUAUCUGUCUGCAUGCACAAGUGAGUCAUGUCGGGUUUUUGCCUUGACAUGGAUUUAAAUUGAUGUUCGUUUUUACCAGUUUAUUUGAAGGUCAUCGUUAUGACUCAUAAUCUUCAGACCAUAUUUGGGGCUCUUAAUUAAAUCAGUGUGUGUAGAUGGAAAGGGCUCAACCCAAAUGCAUUUUUUGUUUGUUUCAAAGUCAUAUGUGAUGUAUGUAUAGCAGGAUUCUUCAGGACAACAAAGGUUGCAAAUCUGAAAAGGAUUUGCUAUAGACAGGCCUUUUAUGAUUGUUUUAAUUUUAAACUCACAGUAGCUUUACAGGACUUAAAUAAAACACCUUUUUUUUCGACACUGUU